Molecule: messenger RNA, 1533 nt
Organism: Thrips palmi
Lineage: Eukaryota; Metazoa; Arthropoda; Insecta; Thysanoptera; Thripidae
Product: myosin light chain kinase A-like
Exons: 8
Coding region: 103-1428 (441 amino acids)
Biological process (GO): protein phosphorylation
Molecular function (GO): protein kinase activity; ATP binding
Source: RefSeq, a predicted model, not a curated record
UGGCUAGCUCGUCACAACAGGAAAGAGUCGGCGCUACAUUUUGAGUUUGACAACACCUUUCCGAAAGUGUGACAUUCAGUAGUUGUAAGUCAAAUAGUGACAAUGGAGAGUGAAGAUUUAGUUGCAACGCAACCUGUCGACACCUCAAUUUGUGACAGCUCUUUUUUUUCCACCCAACAAAGUACGGCUCCCCAGUUUUGGGGGAAAUUGUAUCCUGUGACCAGAAGUCUCAGACCUAUUGAUCUCGCAGAGAACGACGUGACCAUAGGUAUGGGGGGAACUUGUCCGUUCUCGAACGAUGUUAAAGGUUCUCUGUCAGAAAAUGUAUCUUUUCAAAUCACACGGAAAUCUGAAAAAACAAAAGGUAACUGGCUGAAAACUGUAUGUCGACUUCACGACAAUAGUACUCCAAAAGGGCUACUACUCAAUGGUCGGCCGAUACAGGGGUCCAUACUUGCCAAACCACUUAAAACUAAUGAUAUAAUAAGUUUUCCUCAACGUACAACAGGCCAUCGAGAAGCCUAUGUGUUCAUCGACUCCUGUAAUCCCAUUUGUGAUAUCAACGUUCCUGCCAUUGUAUCCAGAGCCUACCAGAUAUCUUAUCGAUUAGGAGCUGGGGCAUUUGGAGAAGUGUUUCUAGCUUUCGAUAAGGAUUCUUGUCAUCCACUAGCCAUGAAGACCAUCCUUAAAAGUGGUUUAACAAAUGAUGAUGCAAAGAGGCAUUCAAAAUUAAUAAAUGAAUUAAAUGUUCUGAGAUCAGUAAACAAUCCUCACUUGAUUCAACUAGUAGAUGUUAAAGAAUAUAAAAAUGACCAUUUUAUUUUUCUUGAAUUUAUGGAGGGGCACGACCUUUCAAAGAGGUUGAAUGAGAAACAAGCUCUAGAAGAAAAGACUGCAAAGCUGUAUUUUUUUCAAAUUUGCAAAGCUGUACAGUAUUUACAUAGUAAAGGAAUCAUUCAUCGCGAUAUCAAACCUGCUAAUGUGCUACUUGCAUCGUCAGAGACAGACACCAUCAUCAAAUUGACUGACUUUGGGUUGACCAAAAUUUUAACACCUAGCACAGUCAUGAAAACUAUGUGUGGGACGAAAAUGUACGCUGCGCCCGAAAUCCUGAGUGGUGCUGGCCCAUACACAGGGCAAGUUGAUGUCUGGAGUAUGGGAGUGCUUCUCUACACAUGCUUGUGUGGAUCAGAACCAUUUUCCGUCGCCUCCCAUUUGAUCGAAAAACACAUAAUGAGAAGCCUAUAUGUCAUGCCCCCCGACACAUGGCGUAAAAUUUCUGUUUUUGCAAAAAAUCUGGUGGACAUGAUGUUGCUUCUUGAGCCUACAGAGAGAAUUAAAGUUAAUGAAAUUAUGAACUAUGUGUGGAUUAAGGACACCCAAAUGCAUGCAAGACUGAAUAAAAUCUAUUACCGGUUUGGAUUGUGAUAUUCUCUAUUGGAAGUUGUUUUUAUUUUUUUAAUGUUAUUGUUGUGAUAAAUCUAUGUUGUGUCAAUUAAAAAGUGAUUUAUUAAAAUCAAACAUCCAACUAAA